CUUCCGUCCAACGCAGGACUGACCGAUUGCACCUCUGCUGGCAGAAUGAGUUUGUGGCUCAACAGGUUCACCGAUUCCUCCUCGUCCCGCGAGCCCACACCCGCCCCGCCCGCCAACAGAACAUCGUCUCCCGUUCCGCGACGUGGCAUACAGCUAGGCCCCAGCACCAGCCUGCCCCGACGACCUGGUAUUCAACCGAGAUCAUCCUCACUUUCAGUCUCCUCGCUCGCAGGAUCGACAGACAGUCUUCCAGCGGCGGCGAGAGUACCCAAUGGCACAAAUCUGAAGAGUCAGCUUGCAGCAGGACCGUCUCCGGAUGUGUCUGAUACCAUAGAUGUGCUGGCACGAAUUCUGGGGUCCAUCGAGGAUGUUGGGGAGGACGAUAGCAACGACUACCAAGCGACCGCGGCGGAGAUCGAAUUUGGCGACUUGAGUCUAGAGGACUUUGCUAGUGUCCAGACAGGUUCGGUGCCUGCUCGAGACAAUGGCGCAAAGGAGCAUGCUGUGGUACUGGACGUCGAGAAGGUGAAGGAGCGAUUUGAAGAUCUACACAAAUCCAUUGUAGCCUGCGAUGAAGUUCUGAAAUCUGUCGAGUCCUACCUUACCAGCUUUCAAGCAGAGUUGGCCUCCGUAUCCGCCGAAAUCGAAACAUUACAGAACCGUUCCAUGUCAUUGAACAAUAAGCUCAACAACAGGAAGGCAGUAGAAAAAGUGCUGGGACCAGAAGUUGAAGCGUUCAGCAUACCACCCGGAGUCGUUAGGAAGAUCACAGAAGGUGCCGUGGAUGACCAAUGGCUUAAAGCAUUGCAGGAGCUCGAGAAGCGGUCCAAGGCUAUUGACGCGAAACUCAAGGAGGGCAAAGAUAUCAAAGCCGCGCAAGAUAUCAGACCAUUCCUCAAUGACGUCUCUACAAAAGCAGUCGAGCGAAUACGAGAUUACGUGGUUGCGCAAAUCAAGGCCCUUCGGUCGCCCAGCAUCAACGCUCAAGUCAUACAACAAAACAGCUUUCUCAAAUACAAAGACGUGUUCGCGUUUCUGACUCGGCAACAACCACAACUUUCUGAGGAAAUCUCCCAAGCAUAUAUCAACACUAUGCGCUGGUACUAUCUGCACAACUUCACGCGAUACAGGACUGCACUGGAGAAGCUGAACGUCCACAUCAUCGAUCAGACAGAAACCAUUGCAGCUGAUAGUGGAGUGAAGCGAGGCCUCAAGAGUGCUGCACCUCAUGAUGCAUUCUCGCUUGGUCGUCGAAAAGACAUCUUGCGCAGUGGCAACGACUCUGCCUUGCCUUCCUUCGCAGCAGAAGAUGACAAAGGCACGCACUAUCUGGAAGUGCCAUUUCGAACUUUGAACUUGGCUCUGAUCGACAACGCUUGUGCCGAGUACUCAUUCCUCACUGAGUUCUUCUACAAGCAGCCCUUCCAAGCCAAUAAUCGGAGGUUUAAUGAAAUAUUCCAACCUACAUUCGACCUCGGUCUGUCUCUGACGAAACAGCUGAUUGAAAGUUCCUUUGACGCCCUGGGUGUGCUGACCUGCGUCCGUCUAUCUCAACAUUUCGCCUUCGAAUUGCAACGCCGAAAAGUCCCAGUCGCCGAAACCUAUGUCAACGGCACCAGCAUGCUACUGUGGCCACGCUUCCAACAAAUCAUCGACGCCCACUGCGACUCAAUUCGCAAAACCACAGCUUCACUCUCCGGCAAGCCUGCCGGGUCAGCGCUUAGCCUGACCAGCUCAGCUGGCACAGCACAAACUACAGCGCCUCACCCGAUCACGCAACGCUUCGCCAACUUUCUGCAGGGCAUUCUAGCGCUGAGCGGUGAAGCGGGCGACGAUGAGCCACUUUCCAACAGUUUGGUCAGACUGCGGAAUGAAUACGAGACCUUCUUGGUGAAACUUAGCAAAGGCAUUGCGGAGGCGAGGAAGCGGGAGAGGUUUUUGUAUAACAAUUACUCCCUGGUUUGUACGAUUAUUGGGGAUACUGAGGGUAAACUAGCCGAUGACAUUAGGGAGCACUUCACGGAUCUGAGAGAUGCGUUGGGGAUAGAUACGUAG
Molecule: messenger RNA, 2055 nt
Organism: Cercospora beticola
Lineage: Eukaryota; Fungi; Ascomycota; Dothideomycetes; Mycosphaerellales; Mycosphaerellaceae
Gene: VPS52
Product: Vps52p
Biological process (GO): retrograde transport, endosome to Golgi; Golgi to vacuole transport; endocytic recycling
Cellular component (GO): GARP complex
Molecular function (GO): syntaxin binding
Source: RefSeq, a predicted model, not a curated record